GCUGCAGCAACGUGCAUCAGUUCCUCUCUGACCCCAGUGCUAAUCUGCAUUCAGACUGAGACUGCACAGUUUUUUUUCAGCUGCUCGAUAUUAGAGUAGCAUAUUCCGGGGGGCUUCGCCGUCUGUGGCAGUUUUUAAGGCCCUGCUAGGCUGACGAUUCGGCAACAGACAAUCAAAAAAUUUUUUUAUAUAUAAAUAAAUAAAAACAAGCGACGCAAAAUCAAGCUUUCGACUCGCAUCGAUUUUGUUUUGGAUGAUUUCACUCCACCGCACGUCCGCCUCGGGUCUAGAUUUGCAGACCCGCUACUGCUAACGUGCGUAAUGUAUGGUAGAGAGAAAACACAGUAAAUAGACGGAGACGUCCAUCUGCAAUAAAGAGGGAACGAAGAUGGUGAUGAUGGCUUCACCAAAUUUAGCCUCCAAAUGCUCGACAGCAAUGGCGAAGCCUUCCCUCUCCCUGAAGCUGUUUCUCUGGGUGUUUAUUCUCGUUAAUCUCCCUUCAAGUUCCUUUCAGACGGAUGACGAUGAUGAGGUGGCUAACAAGACAUGGGUGCUGACUCCCAAAGUGCACGAGAGCGACGUCACACACAUCCUAAAUAGCCUACUAGAUGGAUAUGACAACAAACUAAGGCCUGACAUCGGAGUCAAACCAACAGUGAUCCACACAGACAUGUUUGUCAACAGCAUUGGUCCAGUAAAUGCCAUCAAUAUGGAAUACACCAUCGACAUCUUUUUCGCUCAGACCUGGUACGACAGGAGGUUAAAAUUCAACAGUACGAUGAAGGUUCUGCGUCUCAACAGCAACAUGGUUGGGAAGAUCUGGAUCCCAGACACUUUUUUCCGAAACUCAAAGAAGGCCGACGCCCACUGGAUCACCACACCCAAUCGCAUGCUUCGAAUUUGGAACGAUGGUCGAAUACUCUACACCCUCAGGUUGACCAUCGAUGCAGAGUGCCAGCUUAAACUGAACAACUUCCCAAUGGAUGAGCACUCAUGUCCCCUGGAGUUUUCAAGCUAUGGCUACCCCAGGGAGGAGAUUGUGUACAAGUGGAAAAGGAGCUCAGUGGAGGUUGGGGACAUUCGCUCGUGGAGGCUCUACCAGUUUUCCUUCGUGGGCCUGAGAAACACCACUGAAGUUGUCAGGACUGUCUCAGGAGACUAUGUGGUGCUGACCGUCUUCUUUGACUUGAGCAGAAGAAUGGGCUACUUCACCAUUCAGACCUACAUCCCAUGCACCCUGAUUGUUGUCCUCUCCUGGGUCUCAUUCUGGAUCAACAAGGAUGCAGUACCUGCCAGGACAUCAUUAGGCAUCACCACUGUGCUGACCAUGACCACGCUGAGUACUAUUGCCAGGAAAUCCCUUCCAAAAGUUUCCUAUGUGACCGCCAUGGACCUGUUUGUGUCUGUCUGCUUUAUCUUCGUCUUUGCCGCGCUUAUAGAGUAUGGCACGCUGCACUACUUUGUCAGCAACAGGAAGCCUAGCGCCAAAAAGGACAAGAAGAAGAAAAACCCGCUCCUCCGGCUCUUUUCCUCAAAGCAGACACCCACGGUAGACAUCCGUCCACGCUCGGCCACAGCCAUUCAGAUGAACAACGCUACGCACAUGCAGGAGCGAGACGAAGAGUACGGCUAUGAGUGUCUGGAUGGGAAGGACUGCACCAGCUUCUUCUGCUGUUUUGAAGACUGCCGCUCCGGUGCCUGGCGGCACGGCAGGUUACACAUCCGCGUCGCCAAGAUAGACUCGUAUGCACGCAUCUUCUUCCCCACUGCAUUUGGUCUUUUCAACCUGGUCUACUGGGUCUCCUAUCUCUAUCUCUAGGCCUGGGUGUGUACGCCUGGGUGUGUACCCAGCCUUAUCAUACAGUUCAUUACAUUCUACAUAUGCUCUUUGCCAGCAAGGGACAUUUUAAAGGAGGCGACCCACUGAAAUACCCACUGAUUUAUUACAUUUCCUUUAAUUUAUUUUUUUCAAAUCCCUUUGAAUUUGAGUCAAUUUAUUUGAUAACUUUGACAGACAUUGCAAAUGUUGUAGCAUUACAUUGAACUGGUAUGAGGAGGUUUGUAAAUGUGUUGUGAAAACAUUGAUUGUGUGAGCAAUUAAGAAGAAUCCCAAGUUUUGUUUUCAUGAUUCGAUGUUGGACUAUUUAUUUGGAAUUUCUUCUUCAUGUCUUCUUAAUGGAAUUUUUAAUUUACUUGCUGUAUUUUCAGACUAAUGAAUGCAAUUUAAAUAAAUAGCAAUUCAGAUCACAGCAAACACUUAUCAGAGAAAUCUAAAUAACAUUACAGUAUGUCCUAUCUUUUAAUUUUACUUUAAAAGUAUGUUACGUUUCACUUAACAUACACACAAUCUAAGCACUUUAAUAGAGCUAUGUUAGACAGUGACGUUAAUUUAUUUUUUAUUUAUUUAGCUUUAGUGUUGGCACUAUUAAACAUUGCAUUUUUCAUGUGUGGUCAGAGAGAGAGAGAUGAUGCUGUUUAUGGACAAUGCUUAACUGUACAGACACUGUAUAUAUUUUACUAUUACAUAGUGGUUUACAUUUAUUGCAUGCACCUUUCAGGCCAAAAAUCAACAUCUUUUAUGGUCUUCUAUUGUUGGCUAUGGAAAAAUAAAAAAAUGAGCACUGUUGAUUAUCGUUCAAGAUUUAAUUAUACUAUUUUCUAGGAAAAUUGGUAAAAUUAAUUAAUAAAAAUGUGCCCGGUUUAUCCUUUUAAAGCAGCACUGCAGAACUUUUGAUAUUGUGAUUUGGCGCCCCUACAGUUUUAGAGUGUAAUUAAUUUAUACACCAGUGUUGUAAAUAUGGACAGCUGUACAAGUGCAUUUGUUAUGAUUACUUAUGAUCAAAACCUAGCGAGUGGACAACUUUGCUACCAAAUCCAAACAUCAAGCAAGUGCAACAACACAAGACAUAGCAAGCCAGCUAAAAUGACUUACUAGCCUUACUUUAGCAACAAGGAGAGUUUUCUGUCUAUCAGGAAAUUCCGUAGAUCACUGAGUCAAGGCAGAGCAGCCAGAGGACAUCAAAGGACAAACCAGAAAACAUUUUCUCCGUCAAAUAUCAUCCAGUUUUACCAAUAUUAGUGGUAGUGCCAUAAAGCAUUACAGCAAUUUCCUGGGAGAUGGUACCCGCCCACCAAAGUUACAUGCCAGAACAGGCGUUUGGAGUGCAGCGUAGGAAUGACAGAGACAUCAUUCUCCCAAUUGCAUGUCAUAGUAGCAUUAAAAUGCUGUUUUUAUGGUAAUAAGUGGCAUAAUGUUGCUGUAAGUUGAGGAAUCUUCUUUGCAUACGGGUGGGAGGAUCAGCCCAGAAGUUCAGGCCAGGCAACUGGUUUAAUAAUUUUUCUUUCAGCUAUUAGUACAGUAUAUACAGUAUAGACAACACUGACCUCUCAUCCUCUUCUACAUGUACUGUUAAAAGCAUGCAUUAACAUAAGGACACACUGCUGUGUAUUUUGGUUACGCAAGCUUUUACAAGAGAAACUGUACUAAAACAAUUUAGGUGUUCUUAUUAAAUAAAGUUUUUCCCUUAAGUAUAAAUGCAACUGCAUAACCAGCGGGUGAGUUUCAAACUAAUCUACACUUUAAUGUGACUGUCAAUACAGACAGCUAUUGGGAAUUUAGACAACCCUGCAGUGGGACAGGGUUCAUUUAAUGUGUUAUCCUUCUAAGAUGAGCAAUAAAAAAACUAAACUGAAACUAAACAAAUGAAUUGAUAUUAAAUAAACUUAAGAGCUUCGUUCAAUUAAAAAGAAGCAUCUGCUUGUUUCAAAAGAGAUGUUUAAGCCUUACUAUCAAGCAUCUUGCUUUCUGUCUCUUUGAGAAGAAACACAUUGAGAAUGUACAUGUAAAUGAUUACAUAGUGAGGGAGCGGAUUCACUGGCUGGGCCUAAUUUCAUUAUUGUUUGACUUUUUUCCCCAUUAAAAUUAGCGUUGAAUGCCUCGAUGUUUUGUGAAGAGAAUUGAGAACACUGAAUUGUGAAUGCUGGGUAUGACAACAUGUAACACAUGAUUUACAAUCCCUUACAGAGUACAAUUUUGAUAGACACCAGUAUGCAACAAAUGGAGACAGUGCUUCAGUAUGAUUUAUAAACUCACAAUGGGUGUGAAUCACUUUGUUUAUGUACAUAAAUUAUGAACAGAAGAAAACACUUGUCAUGCCCUUGGGAUUUUUGUAAAAGGGUAUAUAUUUUGUAAUUUCAGCAUCGUUACAGUAUAUCACCAUACAGUAUAUUAGACUUAUUGUAUUAUGCUGGACUGACCAUGUAGAAUACUUGGGGGUAAUGGGGUAUGUAUUUAUUUAAUCAUUAAUGGUAUUUAUUUAUUUAUUUAUAUAUUAAGAGAAAAAUAUUUUAUGUUCAUGUAGCCCCUGAAAAGAAACACAGAAUGCUGUCAUUUAUAUCAAAGAUACAUUUUUGUUUGAUGUGUCAAUGGAGCUUGAGCUUAUUUAUCUUGUGUUUUCUAUGUUGUGAUCGAUGUACACUACUCUCACAAAGGCCUGUCAAAGUGUUAUAUCUGUUGAAUUAAUAAGUUGCAACAUUACCUGUUAUGCAGCUUCUGAGUAGUAAACUUGAAUAUUUUCAGGGGGGAAAAAACACAAAAAACAGUUCCCAAGCCACCAGAAGAAGAACAUUUGCUUGUCUAAGUAACUAUUAAUUAUUUCCACAUUUUCCACCUCCACAAGGGUCUUCAUUGGUCUUGUUACUUGCCAUAUUUAAUAAAGCAUCAGUGAUUAUACUAACAUAUGCAUUUACCAGAUGAUCUCAUAUUUCCUGAAGUUCUUUCCUUUUUGUAUUUAAUGGUGUUCCUGUUAUGUUACAAAGCUGCCACUUAGUAGUCUAUAUCAGUCUUCAGUGUGCACAUACUCUAUCUUUCACAUCUUUAGGAACAUAGUGUGUCAGUAGCAAUGUAGACUGGUAAUCAUCAGUGUUCUGUAGUUUAAAGAAGUGUAAAAGAGUGAUUACAUCUUAAAAAGUGCCAAACUGACACACAUGCAAUAGAGAAUAUCAAACAAUGAUAUCAUUUGUGAAUCCACUUUUACUGCCUUGAAGAAAAAAAACCUUCAGUAUACUAUAAGUGGGUGUUUACUUGAAGGAAAUUAUAUACAGCGAAGGUUGGACACACUGAUAUUCCCUCAGACAUUGUUAUUGUUUUUUUAUUGAUAUGGUACAGAACCAAUAACAUGACAACAAUUGUUUAAUUCUACACCAGACUAAUACAAACACAUUAUUGUAUCAGGGUAAACAGCAAGACAUUUCUGAUUCAGACUAUAUCUGAUUUUAUCAGUAGGCUGGGGGGGAGCAUUUCUCGUGCUUGAACAACAGUGCAAAAAAACAAACAUAUUUUUUUUUCCAUGAUGGCAAAAGCUUAUUUAUUAUUUGUAUAUAUAUUUUUUGGUGCACUCUACUGUAAAUGCAGAGAUAUAAAGGUGUAUGAAAGAUACUGUUAAUAUUCAGUAUGUGUGCAUGUUGGGUAUGUUUUCAGAAUUGGGACUAACGCAAGCAUUGUUUCAUCUGGUCUCAGUCCUUUGGUUGCACAGACAUGGACUUUUUAAUACACUGUACUUAUUUUUGACAAAAUGUUUUUAAUUUUUUUGGGACCCACAAAUGAGACAUUUAUGUGAACAGCACAUGUAGAUAUUUUCUAUUGUUAUGUAUUUUGUCAAACUACAGAAAACAAACAAAGAAACUGGAAUUACAAAGCUCAAAGGUUUCCAAGAACAAAAUCAAUUUCAUAUGGUCCUCAUUCAUACAUUAUGUUAGUUGUUUGCCAUCUAUGUACAGUAUAUUUGAGUAUUGUCUAAAAGGGGCACUGAAAAAUUCUGUUCGGGUCUGCAUAAUAUACUAUACAUGUACUGGAAAAAAUCCUUUUCAUAAGGGAAUUGCACAUAGUUGUGGAAUUUUACAAUAAAACGGUUGCAUUUA
Molecule: messenger RNA, 5919 nt
Organism: Etheostoma spectabile (orangethroat darter)
Lineage: Eukaryota; Metazoa; Chordata; Actinopteri; Perciformes; Percidae
Gene: gabrg2
Product: gamma-aminobutyric acid type A receptor subunit gamma2
Exons: 10
Coding region: 389-1819 (476 amino acids)
Biological process (GO): chloride transport; gamma-aminobutyric acid signaling pathway; monoatomic ion transmembrane transport
Cellular component (GO): membrane
Molecular function (GO): extracellular ligand-gated monoatomic ion channel activity; GABA-A receptor activity
Source: RefSeq, a predicted model, not a curated record